AAAUUUGGAGAGCGACCUCAACCGAAACGGCUCACCAGGGAAGCAAUGCGAAAUUACCUGAAGGAGCGAGGUGAUCAAACAGUCCUAAUACUCCAUGCGAAAGUUGCGCAGAAAUCAUAUGGAAAUGAAAAAAGGUUCUUUUGUCCUCCUCCAUGUGUGUAUCUUAUGGGCAGUGGGUGGAAGAAAAAAAAAGAGCAAAUGGAACGGGAUGGUUGCACUGAGCAAGAGUCGCAGCCUUGCGCCUUCAUUGGAAUAGGAAACAGCGACCAAGAAAUGCAGCAGCUGAACUUGGAAGGAAAGAAUUAUUGCACUGCCAAAACAUUAUACAUAUCAGACUCAGACAAGAGAAAGCACUUCAUGUUAUCGGUAAAAAUGUUCUAUGGCAAUAGUGACGACAUCGGUGUGUUCCUCAGUAAACGGAUCAAAGUCAUCUCCAAACCUUCUAAAAAGAAACAGUCACUGAAAAAUGCAGACUUAUGUAUUGCAUCAGGGACAAAAGUGGCACUAUUUAAUAGACUUCGAUCCCAAACAGUUAGCACCAGAUAUUUGCACGUAGAAGGUGGUAAUUUCCAUGCCAGUUCACAACAGUGGGGAGCAUUUUACAUUCACCUCUUGGAUGAUGAUGAAUCAGAAGGAGAAGAAUUCACAGUGAGAGAUGGCUACAUUCAUUAUGGGCAGACUGUCAAACUUGUAUGCUCAGUUACUGGCAUGGCACUCCCAAGACUGAUAAUUCGAAAAGUAGAUAAACAAACAGCGUUAUUGGAUGCAGAUGAUCCAGUAUCGCAGCUCCAUAAAUGUGCAUUUUACCUUAAAGACACUGAGAGAAUGUAUUUGUGCCUUUCCCAGGAGAGAAUUAUCCAAUUUCAAGCCACUCCAUGCCCAAAAGAACCAAAUAAAGAAAUGAUUAAUGAUGGAGCUUCUUGGACAAUCAUUAGCACAGAUAAAGCAGAAUACACAUUUUAUGAGGGGAUGGGACCGGUCCAUGCUCCAGUGACACCUGUGCCUGUUGUAGAAAGUCUUCAGUUGAAUGGUGGCGGCGAUGUAGCAAUGUUGGAACUUACAGGACAGAACUUCACUCCAAAUUUACGUGUCUGGUUUGGGGAUGUGGAAGCUGAAACCAUGUACAGAUGCGCAGAGAGCAUGCUAUGUGUUGUUCCAGACAUUUCUGCAUUUCGAGAGGGUUGGAGGUGGGUCCGUCAGCCAGUCCAGGUUCCAGUAACUUUGGUCCGUAAUGAUGGCAUAAUUUACUCCACCAGCCUUACCUUUACAUACACACCGGAACCAGGGCCACGACCACACUGCAGUGCUGCUGGAGCAAUCCUCAGAGCCAACUCAAGCCUCAUGGCUUCCAGUGAAACAAAUACAAACAGCGAGGGAAGUUACACAAACGUCAGCACAAAUCCAACCAAUGUCACAUCAUCUACAGCAACUGUAGUUUCCUAACUACUGUUGUUUGUCUAGACUUUAACUGACUUUUAAGUGCUACAUUCAAGAGAACUGAACAAUUUUUGUGGUUUCAUGGGAAAACACCUUUCCAUUUUAGGUGAUAUUAUUUGAACCUUGUUACCUGCAAGUGCUGAUCUUAAAUAUAGAAGCCACAAUAAAAAAAAAAACAAACAUCCGAAACAUAAGAACUUUAUUGAAAAUCUAUUUUUCAGCUGUUUUUUUAAUGGGCAAGAAACAAAAAAUGUGGCUGGGAUACAUGUUGAGCAAACUAGAAAACAUGAACACAACAUAGUUUUUAUGGACCAAGGAACUUGUAUAAGCUUUAGUAUAAAAGGUACAUUUUCACCAUACCUUUUUUGUAUCACAACAUAUAGUACACUUUUGUUACCAAAUAGUUUAUAUUUUUUUUUCCUCUGAGCUUUUGCUCUGAAGUAUAUUCAGGUUCCAAGCCUGACCAUGCUUGUAUAAUCUAAUUACCAUACUCUUCCAGUUUUAAAAAAAUAUAUAUAUUUUUGGUCUGUGGCUGGAACUGUUCCUUUUUUUAAACUGAAGUCUUGUGACUUUUUAUGAACUGAAAUUGUUUUUAUUUCAGCAAGUAGAACCUUGUAAAGGCCAGCAUAUUUUUUUUAAGAUUAUAUGAAGUCUGUGCAAAAGCUUUAAAAAAUGCCUCUGCCUUGCCUGCAAUACAUGCAAUGUAUGUUAACUUUAGUGCUCUGUUUUCAGUCAUUGUUAAUAGUUAUUUCUGUUUUCCUUUUUAAAAUAUGUAUUUAUAGUGAUAAUUCAUGAGGUUCUAACAUUACAUGAGUUUUUUUUUUAAAGUGGCAUCUCAAGCAG
Phaethon lepturus (White-tailed tropicbird) is the source of this 2280-nucleotide messenger RNA. It is a transcript of the gene RBPJ, whose product is annotated as recombination signal binding protein for immunoglobulin kappa J region. Gene Ontology annotation, biological process: regulation of transcription by RNA polymerase II; Notch signaling pathway. The coding region runs from base 46 to 1443 and encodes 465 amino acids. Gene Ontology annotation, cellular component: nucleus; MAML1-RBP-Jkappa- ICN1 complex. The record is from RefSeq and is a predicted model, not a curated record. The transcript is spliced from 10 exons. Gene Ontology annotation, molecular function: RNA polymerase II cis-regulatory region sequence-specific DNA binding; DNA-binding transcription activator activity, RNA polymerase II-specific. NCBI's taxonomy places the organism in Eukaryota, Metazoa, Chordata, Aves, Phaethontiformes, Phaethontidae.